GAGGAAAUGGUCUUUGCUGGGGUGGGGGGAGGCUUUGUUAUUGAAUGGCCAAAGAGACCAAAGAGGGCUCCAGAUGUGCAACAGGAGGCAGAAAGCUUUGCAGGCGGAUCCCGAGGAGGUUUACUCACAACUAUGUGAAUAAGAGUAUCUUUCCGCAGUUGGAUGUGACCCAAGCAGAGGGAAAGGAGAUGGAAGAGCACAACUCAGGAGGACCUGGAACUGUCAAGAGAUCAAGGAAAGAUCCCCAUCCCAUUCAAGCAGGGAGUGGUACUGAAUUUUGGGAAAGAGCUGUGCCAGCCAUAGUUCAAGACAGCAUGGCUGCAGAUGUUCUCAGCCAUUGCUUCCGGCAGUUCCACUACAAUGAGGCUGAUGGACCCCGAGAGGUUUGCAGCCAGCUCCAUGGACUUUGCAGCCAGUGGCUGAAGCCAGAGAGGCACACCAAGAAGCAGAUCCUGGACCUGGUGAUCCUUGAGCAGUUCCUGACUAUCCUGCCCCAGGAAAUGCAGUGCUGGGUCAGAGGAUGUGGGCCAGAGACCAGUUCUCAGGCGGUGGCCCUGGCUGAAGGUUUCCUCUUGAGUCAGGCAGAGGAGAAGCAGGAGGCAGAUCAGACAUGGGGACCAGCAGUGAAGAAGGAAGCAAAGUUCUCUGAGGAAGAAGGAUCUCCCUCAGAGGGGCAGAGAGCUCAGGCCCAGGAGCAUGGCCAAGAUGGUCUCUCAUGUGGCAGUGGACAGGUGGUGUUCAGCCAUCAGCUUGUCAGAAGUGUGGAAACAGCUGCUGUACCUCCAGUCCAGUGUCCCUUUUCCUUUGAGGAGGUGGCCGUGUAUUUCACCGAGGCAGAGUGGGCCCUGCUGGAUCUGAGCCAAAGAGUUCUCUACAGGGAAGUCAUGCUGGAGAACUAUGGGAAUGUGGCCUCUCUGGAACGUGAUCAGAGGAACGAGAAGGAUGAGGAACUGCAUUGUCUAUUACAAGAUGAAGUUAAGACUGAAGACUUGAAAGGAAACUUCAGGAAUCAAGGCAGACCCAAGUGGCAGAAAGGAAGCCAUACUGUUGAGAAGAGGGUUCAACCCAUUUCUUCCCAAGGGGGGGAUUUCCAUGAACUUAUUCACAUGGUGGAAGAAACAUACAGGUGCUUAGAGUGUAGAAUGGACUUCUCAGAUCAAAGCCAAUAUAAUAUCCAUUUGCAAAUGCAUAGCAAAAAGAAGACGCAUCAAUGUGAGUGUGGAAAGAGAUUCCUUUGCAUAGCAGAGCUCCUUAAACAUCAACAAACACAUCCAGGAGAUAAACAUAGUCACUCAGAUUUUGUUGAGAUUUUCUCACAGAUAUCAGACCUUAUUAAACACCAAAGUAUUCAUUCAGGAGAGAAGCCAUUUAUCUACUCAGAGAGUGGAAUGACAUCCUCUAAUGGAAGACAGGGAAAUCUACACUUUUCAAGAAACAUUAUAACAAAGGCAUUUAAAUGCUUUCAGUGUGGAAGGUACUUUAAAUACAGAUCACAGCUGCUUGUUCACCAAAGAACCCACACAGAGGAGAAACCAUAUGAAUGCUCAGAAUGUGGAAAGAAAUUCAGUCAGAGCAGCCAUCUUCAAGAACAUCAAAGAUCCCACACAGGGGCGAAACCUUUUGAAUGCUCAGAGUGUGGAAAGAGAUUCAGUAAGAGUAAUAAUCUUCUACAGCAUCAAAGAACUCACACUGGGGAGAAACCUUUUGAGUGCUCAGAGUGUGGAAAGAGAUUCAGUGGAACUUGUAGGCUUCGAAAGCACCUACGAGUCCACACAGGGGAGAAACCUUUUGAAUGCUUAGAGUGUGGGAAGAGGUUCAGUGAAAGUGGUAAUCUUCAACAACAUCAAAGAAUUCACACAGGGGAAAAACCUUUUGAAUGCUCAGAGUGUGGGAAGAAAUUCAAUCAGAGAAGCCAUCUUCAAGAACAUCAGAGAACCCACACAGGGAUGAAACCUUUUGAAUGUUCAGAGUGUGAAAAGAAAUUCAGUAAGAGUUACAGUCUUCAACAGCAUCUAAGAUCUCACACAGGGGAGAAGCCUUUUGAAUCUUCGGAAUGUGAAAAGGGAUUCAGUAAGAGUGGUGGUCUCCUACUUCAUCAAAGAAUCUACACAGGGGAGAAACCCUUUGAAUGCUCAGAAUGUGGAAAGAGAUUCAGUAAGAGUAACAAUCUUCUUCAGCAUCAAAGAACUCACACAGGGGAAAAACCUUUUAAAUGCUCAGAAUGUGGAAAGAGGUUCAGUAAGAGUGGUAGUCUCCUAGUACAUCAAAGAACCCACACAGGGGAGAAACCCUUUGAAUGUUUAGAGUGUGGAAAGACAUUCAGUCGGAACAGCCAUCUUCACAACCACUUAAGAAUCCACACAGGAGAGAAGCCUUUUGAAUGCUCAGAGUGUGGAAAGAAAUUCAGCCAGAGUGGUGAUCUCCGACUGCAUCAGAGAACCCACACAGGGGAGAAACCUUUUGAGUGCUCAGAAUGUGGAAAGAGAUUCAGUAAGAGUGGCCAUCUUCAACGUCAUCAAAGAACCCACACUGGAGAGAAACCCUUUGAAUGUUCAGAGUGUGGAAAGAGAUUCAGUCAGAGCAGCCAUCUUCACAACCAUUUAAGAACCCACACAGGUGAGAAACUUUUUGAAUGUUCAGAGUGUAGAAAGAAAUUCAGGCAGCUUCACAGUUUUCAACAACAUCAAAAACUCCAUAUAGGAGAAAUAAUUUGAGUACUACUAGUGUGGGAAGAGAUUCUAUCAGCAUCAUCAAGGAGCCCACAGAGGUGAUAAACCUUUUGAAUGUUCAGCAUGUAGGAAGAGAUUUGGUCAGAUUGGCCAUUGCAACAGCAUCUAAGAACCCAAACGGGAGGAACCUUUUGAGGGUUCAGAGUGCCAAAAUAACUUUUGUCAAGGUUGUGACUUUCAAUGUUCCUAAGAACUUACACAAAUGAGAAACUCUCAUGAGAACAACAUUCAGAACUCUUUAUACAGAUGUUGCUUUAAGAAUUACUGAAUAAUAAUUACAUUAUUAAAAAAUCUCUACUGAAUCUUAGGGUUUCCAAGUUUCUGUCACAGACACUUGACCCAAACAAGUGAUAAUCAGAGCUUAUCUUUCUUACUGAGCUAGAUGUUACACUACUUUUAAAACAAAACCACAUGGUGAGUGCUUAGGAAAAACCCUAGUCUUGCAUGCACUGUAUUUAAUAGCACUUUUCAUUAUGAAGUUCAUUCUGGGAGAACAUUAUACACAUGUGUUUGUUCACAUGGGCUUUGGAUGUAGGGUGUCUCCACAUAUUCGUUACAACAAAUAAAGAUACAAAACUGUGGGGUAAUACUCCACAAUAUCCUUUUACCUCCAUAUCCACUGAUGAUGGCCAGAGACUCUAAAAACAUGCUGAAUGUCACAGACUGGGAAAAUAUAGAUUUACUUUUAUUCAGCUUCCAGAACAUCACAAGGAAGAGUUCAAAGUCGUUUCAUUCUUUUACAGUUUAAAAAAAUUAUGAACUGCACAACAGGACUGAAACCUGUGCAGUUUUAAGAUCUUUUAAGUUUCAGCUGGAUGGAUGUGUCACUGUUAACAAUUAACAACAGGCAGUGAACUCUUCCCCCCCCCAACCCUACACUAGACUGGUAUCUUCAGGUUCCCCUUAGACGUUGAUUAAAUUGAACAAUGAACCCCUGCAGCCAAAAAAUAGCAUGUGGUUCUGAAUGCUUUCUAUUUUGGGCAGGACCACGGAAUGUCUAGCUCACACAGCAAAAAUUGAUUUUCCAUGCCACCCCAAAAUGAAACAGUGUUGCUUGGCAUUGCCCACCUUGCAGGGUCAAUGUAGCCAAAAUAUCUGACAUUCCAUCUUCUUAGAUACAGACAUUCCAACUUCUUAGAUUCUUACUGGCUUGCAGAAUCUAUAUAACACCAUGUAACUUUUUACUAUCAUUCCUAUAUAGGGAUUGUAUAUUACUAGUAAAAUUACUUUACACCAUGGCAAAGUCCCAAUGAGCAUGUAUUUGUUUGAAUUUCUCAACAAUGGUUAUAGUGAGUUUGCCCCUUCCAUAAUUUGAAAUCUGUAUCUAGAUGCUCAGAAGUUCUCCCUAGCUAUGGUUAAGCCUCAGAUUACAUAUGAAGAGUCUGUUUACAUGGAAUUUAGGCUGUUAUCAAGCUACACAAUAGCAAGACACUACAAGAUCUCGAUCCAGCAUGAGCAAAAAUUAGCAACUAAUGUGCAAUGGUGCCUUUAUGGUACAGCCUCUUUCCUUGUGAAUGGAUUUUUAGUUGUGUUGUGCAUGAAUCCUACCAGGUAGGGCUUUCCCGCAUGGUUACGUAAACACUUUUUUCCUGUUGAGUGUUCUGUCAUAGAGCACAAACAUCCACAGCCUGAAACAGCAAGAGGCCAAGCAUCACUUGCAAACGUUUGUUUCCUUUGUUUAUAGAGACAUCUGCGUUUUACAACAUAAUAGUAUUUGUAUACAUUGUACCUUACCAUGAAUAAAUUGAAGCAGUUAUAGAAAA
Heteronotia binoei (common prickly gecko) is the source of this 4492-nucleotide messenger RNA. Its product is annotated as zinc finger protein 345-like. Gene Ontology annotation, biological process: regulation of cytokine production; regulation of immune system process; negative regulation of transcription by RNA polymerase II. The record is from RefSeq and is a predicted model, not a curated record. Gene Ontology annotation, molecular function: RNA polymerase II cis-regulatory region sequence-specific DNA binding; DNA-binding transcription factor activity, RNA polymerase II-specific. The transcript is spliced from 6 exons. Lineage: Eukaryota; Metazoa; Chordata; Lepidosauria; Squamata; Gekkonidae. Bases 45 to 2714 code for a protein of 889 amino acids.